Saccostrea echinata is the source of this 9382-nucleotide messenger RNA. Its product is annotated as lipoxygenase homology domain-containing protein 1-like. The transcript is spliced from 46 exons. NCBI's taxonomy places the organism in Eukaryota, Metazoa, Mollusca, Bivalvia, Ostreida, Ostreidae. Bases 36 to 7622 code for a protein of 2528 amino acids. Gene Ontology annotation, molecular function: protein binding. The record is from RefSeq and is a predicted model, not a curated record.
UGCAGCAACCCUUUACAAAUUCUGAAGCUGUGAGAAUGUGCAUGGCCGGCUCUGAUGCCCCAUUGAGCAGUCACAUCAGAUAUGGACCUAAACCUCCUUAUGCAGUGGGAAAACCCAGGGAAAGGCCUUAUUCAGCUCCAACAAGGCGCAUUACAAAUGGUAAUUUUUCUGAUCCAUGGAGGGGGCCAAGUUAUCAAGAACCACGAGUGACCAUGCCCAGAAGUUAUCACAAAGUAACCAUUAGACCAACUGAAGACAGACAAACACCCUACUUGUCAAAAAGACUAGAAUCGGUCUACAGUCAUAACCAUGACAUCAGGUCCAGUAUGCCCCUCCCCCCGUAUCACUCCAUGAAUGACCCUCACCUUUACGAGUACUUUGAAAGAAGAUUUGGACAGAUACAAAUGAUUCAUAGAAGGAAACGCCCACACUCAGCACAUUCUAGUGCUUCCUCAACAAUUAGAAGUAAGAAGAAACACGAGGAUGAUGUACUGUAUAAAGUAGCCGUUAUAACCGCAGAUAAACACAAUGCUGGCACAGAUGCUAAGGUUUUCCUGACAGUGAAGGGUCUAAGAGGUAAAAUUCCAAAAACCAGACUAACUAAAAAAGCUGGAUCAGUCAAAAAGAAUAGCAAAGUAGCCUUCCGAUUUGCCAAAGGCAGCACUCAUCUGUUUAAGAUCCGUGGUCCUGAAAUUGGAGACAUCAAAUCAAUAGUUAUUGAGACUGAUGGCAUACAGAAAGAGCAAGCGUGGUUCCUACAGGAAGUAGAAAUCACCAAUGUUAAGAGGAAGAAAAGCUGGACAUUCGUCUGUAAUAAUUGGCUGUCUUUGCAUCAUGUGGACCAGCAGACUUCAAGGGAGUUAUUCCCAAAUAUAUCUUCUAAAACAGACUAUGAGAUUGUAACAGUGACAGGAGAUAAGAAUGGAGCAGCAACAAGUGCCAAUGUGUAUAUCACCAUUGAAGGUCGUUCAGGGGUCACUCCCAAAAUUCACCUCAAAGAUUUCACUAGGACCAACUUUAGGCAAAAUUCCAGUGACACUUUUAAAGUUAGAGCUAACUGUGUGGGCCCUAUGAAGAAAAUAAAAAUUGAGCAUGACAACACAGGACUGGGGCCUGGCUGGUACUUAGAGAGGGUUGUGAUAACAGAUUUAAACCAUACCAAAUGGAAGUAUUACUUCCCUUGUGGUAUGUGGCUGGCCAGAGAUGAGGGGGAUGGAGCCAUUUCUAGAUACCUCAUUGGUAGCAAGGAUCCAUUUGCUAUCAGAAAAGACAGCAAAUACAAAGUAACGGUGUACACUGGUGAUAAGAAGGGGGCGGGUACUGACGCCAAUGUCAUCAUCAAUAUUUUUGGAGAAAAUGGGGAGUCAGGAGAGGUCAAACUGGACAAUUCCAAAAACAAUUUUGAAAGAAACUGCAAAGAUGAGUUUACAGUGAAGUGUCCAUGUUUAGGUCGUAUUACAAGGAUACGUAUCGGACACGACAACACAGGCUUUGGUCCUGGCUGGUACUUGGAUAAGGUGAUUGUGGAUGACUGCGACAACAUGAUUGUGUAUGAAUUCCCCUGCGGCCGAUGGUUUGCUGAUGAUGAAGAUGAUGGUGCUUUAUUCCGAGACCUCAUUCCAGGAGUUGGAGCCACAAGCUCUUAUGGGGGGGUACCCUAUGUAAUCACUGUCUCUACUGGUGAUAAGAAGAACGCUGGUACCAACGCUAGGGUCUUCAUCAUAAUGAAAGGGGGACUAAACAAAGAAUCUAGUGGGAAAAUCUGGCUGGAUAAUGGAAGUUUUGAGAGAGACAGGUCGGAAAUCUUUAACAUUAACCUCCAGGCUUUGUUGAGCCCUGUUCAGAGUUUGGAGGUGGGUCAUGAUAAUAGUGGAGUGGGGGCAGGGUGGUAUCUGGAACAAAUUAUUGUGUACUGUCCCACGACUGGCAUAGAACAGGUCUUCCCAUGUAAACAAUGGCUGGCCAUCGACAGUGAGGAUGGACAGAUUCAGAGGACCUUGUUUGAACAGAAGGCAAUGAGACAGAAGAAAGAAAAAAGAGUCCAUUGGCACUUGUGGGUUAAAACCAGUGAUGAGAGUUUGUCUGGCACGGAUGCUCACGUGUUCCUCUGUCUCUACGGUACAAAGGGUAAAACAGACGAGGUUGAACUGGACAACAAGAGUGAUGUGUUUGAGCAGGGCAACACUGACGAGUUUGACAUACAUGUAUCAGAUGUGGGUAAACCGUAUAAGCUGCGUGUAUUUCAUGAUGACACAAGUAUGAUGUCAGGAUGGAAAUUAGACCAGAUUGAGAUGGAAAAUAUAGCCAGCAAAGAGAGAUACAUAUUUAAGUGUGGGAAGUGGCUAGCUGUGGAUGAAGGAGAUCAUUCCACGGUCAGGGAGAUGCCUGCUGAAGGACCCCUCAUCAAAAAACCCUUAGCAUUGGUUAAGUACACACUUGAGGUUUACACUGGGAAGAAGUCGCGGGCGGGAACAGAUGCCAAUGUGUUUAUCUGUAUUUUUGGGGAACUUGGAGACACUGGUAGACGAUGGCUGACACAUUCCUCUACCAACAUUAACAAGUUUGAGAAAGGACAGUGUGAUAUAUUUGAAAUCGAGGCUGUGACCUUGGAGAAAAUAAAGAAAAUAGAAGUAGGGCAUGAUGGUAAAGGUUUAGGAGCAGGCUGGUACCUUGAAAAAGUCGUCAUCAAGCGUCCAGACAAACCAAAAUAUGAUGUCAGCAUCGACUGUAGUUCAUGGCUGGCAUCAGAUGAGGAAUCAGGGCAUAUCGUGAAGGAGUUCUUAGUGUCAGGGUCCCAGUUAUUGGGAAAGACCACUUACAAUGUGUAUGUGAAGACGGGAGACGUGGCACAGGCAGGAACGGAUGCUAAUGUCUAUCUCAAAAUAUUUGGAGAAAAGGGAGACACAGGAACUUUGAAGCUGGAAAAUGCUGAAUCUACCUCAAACAAGUUUGAGAGAAAUCGAACUGAUCACUUCAUUCUUAAUGCUGAAGAUAUUGGAAAGAUCAAGAGAAUCAGAGUUGGACAUGAUGGAGCCAAUUUUGGCUCAGGUUGGUUUUUAGAUGAGGUUCGCAUUGACAUUCCCUCCCACGGACAGCAGUAUGUGUUCGCGUGUCACCGGUGGCUAGACAAAAAUGAAGGAGAUGGAGAGAUUGAAGUAGAACUUGAACCAUCAUUUAAAGAGGAUAGAGAGAAGAGAAUUCCUUAUGAAGUUACCGUUUGGACCAGUGAUAUCUCUAAAGCUGGAACUGAUGCCAAUGUUUUCCUACAGAUGUAUGGAACAGAGGGGAAAACUGACGAGAUUGUGCUCAAUAAUAGAUCUGAUAAUUUUGAACGUGGAAUGAAAGAGAAGUUUAAGAUUGAGCAAAAGGACAUUGGGGACCUGCUGAAGAUUAGAAUUGGACAUGAUGGUAAAGGAUUUGGAGCUGGUUGGCACUUGGAAAAGUUGCUGAUCCAAAGAAAGCCAAAAGCAGGAACCAAAAAGAGAUCAAAAUCGAGCAAGUCUUCUGGAGCCAAUGCUGCAUAUGAGAGAAGACAGUCACUGAUUCAGCAGAAUGAGGAUCAGGAUUCUGACAGUAGUUCCUCCUCCUCCCCCACCCCCAGGCGCAAGAGAAGCCUCAGGAAAAAGCCUGAUCUGAAGACAGUAGAAGAAGAAGAGGAAGUUUAUGAUGGAGAGGAGACGAUUGAUUAUUGGUUCUACAUCAACAAGUGGUUCGCAACUGAUGAGGAUGACAAACAGAUUGUCAGGGAAUUUGUCCCCACUGACAAAGAUGGAAGACCUCUUAAAAAAGCCCUUGAUGAUGUAGAAUAUAUAGUGAGAGUGUACACUGGUAAAGUCAGCGGGGCUGGUACGGAUGCUAACGUAUUUGUGACACUGUUUGGCAGCUAUAAAGAUAAUCCUAUUGACUCCGGGGAAAGACAGCUCAAAAACAGCAGCACAAAUAUCAACAAGUUUGAAUCUGGACAGGAGGAUAUUUUCACGAUAAAGGCUGUGGAACUUGGAGCGUUGACCAAGUGUCGUAUCCGUCAUGACAACUCGGGUCUGGUGGGGGCCGCGUGGUUCUUAGACAGAGUAGAGGUAGAGGAUACCAAAAACAAGAAAACGUACUACUUCCUGUGUCAGCGCUGGCUAGCAACAAACAAAGAUGAUGGACAGAUAUGUCGAGAGCUGGUCCCUGUAGACAAGUCAGUACUGAAGAAACUGGAGCGGCAAGAUUCUGCCAGAAUGGAGGUCGCUCUGGAAACUAAAGCUGCCUUGACUACCUACCAUGUUCAUGUGAUUACUGGAAAAGAGUUUGGAUCUGGUACAAAUGCCAAUGUAUUCGUCAAGCUUUAUGGUGACAAAGAUCAAACAGAUAAGAUUCCCUUGAAGUCUUCUCUGACAUAUUCUGACAAGUUUGAGGCAGGACAUGAUGAUGAGUUUGUAUUAGAAGUUGUCAACAUAGGAGAACUUCAGAAAAUUAUUAUUAGCCAUGAUGACUCUGGAUUCCGCUCGGAUUGGUUCUUGGAGAAGGUCAUCAUUGAUUGUCCAUCUCUAGGAAAAUCCUGGACAUUUCCCUGUAACAGAUGGCUGGCUAAAGGAAAAGAUGACGGGAAGAUUGAAAGGGAACUCUUUCCUCAGGAUCUGGAAACAGAAGAAUAUAUCCCUUGUAUCCCAUAUGAAAUCAAAACCUUCACCAGUGACAAGUCAGGGGCUGAUACUAGUGCUGAUGUGUAUGUUCAGCUGUUUGGUAAAGACAUGCAGUGUACUCAACAAAAAUCACUGUGUACCAAGCAAGAGAGGGCAGGAAAGUUCAAAAAGGGUCAAGUGGACGUUUUUGUGGUUGAGCUGGAAGAUGUAGGGGAGAUAACUAAGUUACGUAUUGGCCAUGACAAUGCUGGUCUGUUUGCUGGUUGGCAUCUGGAAAAAGUGGAAGUGCGAACACUGAAUGACACUACUGGCAAGGGGUCUAAACUGUAUGUCUUCCCCUGUAACCGAUGGCUUGCUCGAGAUGAAGAUGACAAGGAGAUCGUAAGGGAAUUAGUACCAGAUAAAAUCAUCAAGGAAACAGUGCGCAGGGACGGCGAGGUGGAGAAGAAAGAGGUCAAGGUCAAAAACAAACUAGAAGUGAAGCAUUAUAUAGUAAAUGUCCACACGGGAGAUAAGUUUAGUGCUGGAACAGAUGCCAAUGUCUUCAUUAACAUUUACGGAGAGCUUGGAAACACAGGAGAGAGAAAGCUAGCCAGUUCUGAAACUCACAUGGACAAGUUUGAGAGAAACCAUACUGAUGUAUUCAAGUUGGAGGCCGCAGAUCUAGGAAAAAUCUACAGAGUGAAGAUUUGGCAUGACAAUAAAAACAUCAAUCCAUCGUGGUACCUUGAUUAUGUGGAGGUGAUAGAUACAGCAGACAGAAACAAGUCCUACAUGUUCCAUUGUGAGCGAUGGCUUUCAAAAUCAAAGGAUGAUUGCAAGACAGAGAGGUCACUGUAUGUCAAGGGUUAUGAUGGGGAGAUGGGAUCUAGUACUGGUACAUUAAGGUCCACUAGAUUUGGUGGUUCAGUGGCCAGUUUGGAGUCCAGCAGUGACCUUUUCUCGAAGAGCCCUAGAGUAAAACGAAAGCAGCUGAUGCAGGAGGAAGAAAUGGACAACAUGUCUCGAUUGGAACAAAUCCCAUACAGUGUAAAAAUCUGGACAGGAGAGGGUGAGGACAAUGGUACUGAUGCUAAUGUCUGGAUAGUUAUCUAUGGUACAAAGAAAUUACACACAGGCACACAGUUCCUAGAGUUUGCUCAGAAUGGGGACAAAUUUGAGCCUGGAUCUGUGAAGACCUUUUCAUUUGAUGCUCCAGAUGUGAAUGAAGUCAAGAAAAUUAAACUUGGCCAUGAUGGCACCUCCCCAGGCAGUGGUUGGUUUGUGAAGCAAGUCAGUGUGGACAUGCCUACCAAGGGAAAGAACUUUUUGUUCAGUUGUGGACAAUGGCUGGCAAGAGACAGGAGUGAUGGAAAAACAGAGAGGACAUUUACUUUGGACGAGGGGCUAAGCACAAUUACAUCUUACAGACCAAAGGUUACGUAUGAGUGUACAGUGGUGACGGGGGAUGUAGAGAAUGCAGGAACAGACAUGAAGAUCAUGCUGUCAGCCUCUGGUGACAAAGGAACCACAACUCCAGUAGAACUGGAGAAAGCCUCCGACAGAUUUGAAAGAGCAAGAGAAGACAACCUCAGGCUUGAGUUAGAAGAUGUUGGAUCACUGAAGAAAAUCCGUGUGGAGACAUCAGCCAGCGGAAGUCGACAGAGCUGGUACUUAGAAAGGAUUGACUUGUUCAAUACAGCGACGGGGGUGAAGUACAGAUUUGAGUGUAAUCAGUGGUUUGGUAAGAAGAGUGAUGACAAGAAAUACUGGAGAGAUAUCCCAGCCAUGAAACGAGGCAAAGAGGUUAUCUCCCGAACAACAUAUAAGAUUUCUGUGAAAACUUCCAAUGUUCCUGGAGCUGGGACAGAUGCCAAUGUUUACGUCAUUUUGUUUGGAUCAAAUGGUGACACAGGAGAACUCCAUUUGAAGAAGUCAGAGACUAACAAGAGUCCGUUUGAGAAUGACCAGCUGGAUGUAUUUACAUUUAAUGAAAUGCUUAGUAUAGGAGAGAUGUCCAAGUGUCGUGUUUGGCAUGACAAUAAAGGUUUUGGUGCGGCCUGGCAUUUAGACUUUAUAGAAGUAGAGGACAUGUCUACUCGGAAGAAGUACACAUUCCAUUGUGGAAGAUGGUUAUCUAAAAAGGAAGACGACAAACAGAUAGUCAGGGAACUGACCUGUGCUACACGACCUUUAACCCCAGGGUCACAGGAUGAAACAAUUUAUGAAAUUGAGGUGAAAACUGCUGACAAGGACAAAGCCAGCACAGUACAUAAUGGCUGGCUGAUCAUCAAAGGCAAGAAAGGGGAGACAAAAAUGAAGAUGAAGAACAGUGCACGAGAUAAAAUACUCAGAAGAGGUGACACAAACACCUUCAGCCACAGCUGUAGGAACCUUGGUAAAAUUCAGCAGGUCACAGUUGGGGCGUACGAACGAGAAGACAAACCUUUACAAGACCUGGAAGGGAAAGAUGCAAUGUGGUACUGUUACCAGGUGGCAAUCACUGAUACCAGUACCGGAGACAAGUACCUGUUCCCCUGUAAGGACUGGAUCCAGAUAGGUUCCUCUCCUUUCAAGAGGAGUAUGGGCAAGGAGCUGGAACUGAAAGACAUUGAACAGAGUCAAGUGUCAGUUGUCAGAAGUCUUGCUUCAGUCAAAUACCAGAUAAUAGUGUACACUGGUGAUGUGUUUGGUGCAGGAACAAAUGCAAACGUCUACAUUACAAUAUACGGAGCUAAUGGAGAUUCUGGGAAACGUCCCCUCGAACAAAGCUGGAGAGAUCUGUUUGAGCGCAACCAGAUUGACAAAUUUGAGAUUGAAUGCUUAGACUUGGGUGAAAUUGAGAAAGUGAGAAUCGAACAUGACAACAAGAACUUCCGUCCUGCCUGGUUUUUGGACAAGAUUGAGAUAAUUAAUCUGGGAACUAACGAGAAGAAAACCUUCCCUUGUAAACAAUGGUUAGACAAAGACAAAGGAGAUGGAGCUAUAUCCCGAGAGUUACUGCCUGUUGAUUAAAGAAUCAGUGGUUACUUCCCUUGUAUUUAAUACGCAUCUUACGCAAAUUGUUAUGUAAAUUUUACAUUGAAGCUGAGUGUUUUAAAAUGUUUAAACGUGUUCUACCAUUUUGUCCAGAAAAUUACUAAAGUACACCAACUCAAAUCCUAGCAGUAAUUGAUAUACUAAAAAAAUGAUUCAUGUGACCUGUUGGAGUAAUUUACACAUACAUGUAUGAAUUAUACUCAGGAAAAUCAAAAUGUGAAGUGCUGUAAAUUUUACACCAAGGUUUUUUAAAAGCAUAUUUUCUCUUUUUUCGUACAAGAAUGUAACAGGUAGAAAUUUAUGUCCUACAACAGAAAUUCAUAUUUUUUUUUUUUACUCCUGGGAAUUUGUAGUAUGCCUAAGUAGGACUAGUUAAACAAGCUUAUAGCGAUCACACUUAUAAUGGACGCUUACAGCAGUGUGAUUUUCAUUCCCUGUGAUUUAAAAAUAUAUUGGAAACUUAACAUAUAUAACGAAAUACUCUUAUAACAAAGCAAAAUUGUCCGUCCCUGGCACUUCAUUAUAAGCGUGUUUUACUGUAUUUAUUUAGAGAGUAUCUCUUACAGUUGUUUGUCCACAUAAUUCCAUCCACAAGGUAAACCGUUUUUAUGACAUUUUUAUCUAAGCAUAUUCCUUUUUAUGCUCCUACCCACUUGAAAUUUAUUCCAUCUGUGAUAUUUUUGUACUAUAUAUGAUUUUUUAAAUGGAUGUACAUUUUUAGUAUGGACUCUAUGAAAUCCACUUUUUUUUCUCCAUUUUAAUUUGCAUUUCCCUUUAUGAACAAACAUGCUUUUUCUACCAUAAUUCAACAAUGGUUGUUUUUGUGCCUUUAUAUAGAAUAUAUCACCAGUCUUUUUUUUGUCUGGUGUUGAGAAACAUGAACCGGUUUAUACUUAUAAGUUUUACAUGCAGCUCUAAAGCCCUUUUCUAAUAUAUUCUUGUAUAUAUAUGUUGAUGAUUAUGUUUUGUCGGAGCUGAGUUUAUUCCAUCAACCUUACAUUAGUACUUGUUUUAUAUUAGCCUUAAAAUCUUACCUCUUUGACAAAAAUGUUGAGAUGUUUUGUAAAUGAAAAUUCAAAUCAUUACAAAGCAAAUGACAUUCCACUGUGUGUCUUUUGAUUUAAAAUGGCUUGAUGAUUUCUUCCAUGUUUUUUUUUUUUUUAUCUGAUAUGUACUGCUGCAUGAUUUACAAGUUUUAUUUCAGGAGUGUUAUUCCAAGCAUUAGAACUGUCCAAUGAAGAUGUGUUUGUGUGUGAUUCUUUUGUAACUUACUUCUUGUAGACUUAAACAAAAGCUAAUUAGUAUAUAGAAUCCUCAUAUUUAAUAUUUAUAUUCUAGUCAUUCUGUCUAAUUUAUUAGUCACUAAUAGACAUUAAUGUUGAAUUUAUCAUACUUAUGUAAAAUAAUGAACAGGACAUUUGUUCUUGUUAUACAUGUAUGUUGAAAUAAUUUUAAAAUAUUUUAUUAUGUAUGUUACCAUGAUUACUUACUUAUUUUUUGUUACAUUUAGUGAAUAUACGUGAAUCUAGAUGUAGGGUCAUGGUAUAGAAUUUGUACAGUGUAUAUUUUAUGAAUUAACAUUAAUUUAACACCAAAAGAUGAUAUUAAUUAAGCCAGAAAAUCUCGAUCAUGUGUACAUGUAGUGCCAUUUCUGCUUCAGGAACAAGAAUCCUUUGUGUUUUUAUCUAUAGUAUGUCAGACAUCAAAAGAAUAAAUCGAGAACCAUACUGUUAUAA